GAAGUAGAAAAAGCCGCCCAGCGCUAACGACGUUGUUCAACUCGCUUACAGGCCGCAGAGCAGCAGUCGAAGUCAUGCCUCGUGUUUAUAUCGGACGUCUGAGCUAUAAUGUCCGCGAAAAAGACAUUCAGCGGUUUUUCAGUGGAUAUGGAAAGUUAAUGGAAGUAGAUUUGAAGAAUGGCUACGGGUUCGUGGAGUUCGAGGACAACCGGGACGCCGACGACGCCGUGUACGAGCUGAACGGGAAGGAGCUAUGCGGGGAGCGGGUGAUCGUGGAAAACGCCCGGGGGCCGCGGAGAGAUCGAGAUGGCUACGGUGGGGGUUUCGGAGGCGGAGGAAAAGGUAGCGGUUACAGCAGCCGGAGCAACACUGGCAGGGAGAAAUACGGACCUCCAGUUCGUACCGAGUACCGUGUCAUCGUGGAGAACUUGUCCAGCCGCUGCAGUUGGCAAGACCUUAAGGACUUCAUGCGUCAGGCAGGAGAGGUGACUUAUGCAGAUGCCCACAAGGAACGCACAAAUGAGGGUGUGAUCGAGUUUCGGUCCCAGUCGGACAUGAAGAGAGCCAUCGACAAGUUGGAUGGUACCGACAUCAAUGGACGGAAGAUUCGUCUUGUGCCGGAACAACCUCGCAAGCAGCGGUCUUACUCCGGCAGCCGCUCCAGAUCUCGUAGUCGCCGCCGCUCCCGCAGCAAGAGCCGCAGGAGCUCCAGGAGUCGCUCUCGAUCCCACUCCAGGUCUCGUUCCCCUAGCAACAAGAGGCGUCGCCAGUCCCGCUCCAGAUCUGGAAGAAAGUCUCGCUCCAAGUCACGAGAAAGUAAAUUCCGAUCCCACAACCGCAGGUCCCGUUCUCGGUCCCACAAAUCAAAGUCCCGCUCAGGCUCUCGCAAAUCCCGGUCUCGUUCAGCUGACCGUAAAUCAAAGUCUCGCUCAAUGUCUCGCUCAAUGUCUCGCUCAAUGUCUCGCUCAAAGGUGAAGUCGGAGCGUGGUUCUCGCAGUCGUUCCAAGGAGAUGUGUAGCGACAAACCCCGCAGCCAUUCAGCAUCCCCGGUAGUCAACGGGAAAGAGGAGAGUUUCGUCAACUCUCUCGCCCGCUCCCCGUCUCCUCGCGAGGAUGACCGCCGAUCCCAAUCCAGGGAGAAACGUCCAGCCUCUCGCUCCCGGUCUAGAUCGGGCCCUAAGGAUUAGUGGAAUGAAGAAAGGGAGGCGUUUCUCUCAUCGUCGAGCUCGAUCCCUCUGCUGUACAUGUGAGCGGUGUUGUCAUACUGGCUUAUGCUUCCUGGCGCGUCUACUUUUCUCCAGGUGUUCACUUGUCUUAAACAUGUUUUAGAUUAUGUUUUAUAAGAGGAAGCGCAACAGUAAUUAUCUUGAUUUCUGUAUCGUCUUGCUACUAAGGAAAAAAGAAACAAAACAUGUUCUCAAUUAUAUUAGAAAAUGAACGAACUCGAGUCAAAAGAAGCUGGACGUGAAACAUUUAGCGCUUUGAUUUGAGAUGGUUCAAAUCGCUCUGUCCCAAUUACUUAAAAUUUCACACCAGCCUCUUUAUUUAAUAAGUAAAGUAAAUAGUCUCUAUUUGGCUUUCAUUAUUAUAAGAUAUGCGUCUCAGUUGUGAUCAAGAUCGUUUAAUUUGUAGAUGAGAAGAAAAACCUUCCUAGUGUUGUAAGAUCUUCUGUCUCUUGGACGGUUUGAGGCAACGCUUCUGUUUUCAUGUUCGUUCAUCUGGUUGUAGGAGAAAAGUAGCUCGGCUGGAGCAUCGGAGCAGUUGCAAUAAUUGCUUUCUCGUGGAAUUGGCCGAUCUUUGUGUUUUGAGGUACUCCCAAAUGCUCAACUGGGAUGCAGAACUUGAGCUGCAUAUUUACAAAAGAAUAAGGGUUUGUAUGUCAUAUUUGAAUAACUUGCAUUAGGGGAACUACUCUGAUCUCCUUUUAACCUCUUGUACAUAAACCGUGUGCUCGGCAUCAAAAACAAUUUCUUUUUGUUGCUACAGGUUUUUUUGUUGUAACCUUGCAGCAGGUAAUAUGUGGAACAUCCUUUUUAUCUUUUGUUUUCUUAAAGCUCCAAGGCCCUGAAUGCAGAGUCCCAUUGUGCUCAUGUUUUCUGCUUUGUUUUGAUUGCAGCCCUGAAAGUAAUUUUCAAUUUGUACUGCAUCCCUUUUUCUGCGAGUUGAGUCCAGGGGACGCGGUGUUGUCAAGCCUCUGCUUAUUUAAGGUGUGCAGCCAGUACUGGAAUGUUUGUACUUGCGGUACAUUGUAUCUCUGGAGUGUGUUUGGGGGUUUAUUACAAACGAGACUUGGUGAAUGCACCCCCCCCCCCCCCCCACUCCAUCUUGUGGAACAGAUUAUUUUGUUUCUCUGCAAAUGAGAGCUACGGGAUGAUUGGCCUUUUUUUUAUUGUAUGUUCCAUUAAAGAUCUUAAUAAAAGAA
Molecule: messenger RNA, 2422 nt
Organism: Pseudoliparis swirei
Lineage: Eukaryota; Metazoa; Chordata; Actinopteri; Perciformes; Liparidae
Product: serine/arginine-rich splicing factor 6-like
Exons: 6
Coding region: 75-1187 (370 amino acids)
Biological process (GO): alternative mRNA splicing, via spliceosome; mRNA splice site recognition
Cellular component (GO): ribonucleoprotein complex; nucleus; cytoplasm
Molecular function (GO): mRNA binding
Source: RefSeq, a predicted model, not a curated record